This is a messenger RNA of Exophiala oligosperma, 1995 nucleotides long. RefSeq lists its product as uncharacterized. The transcript has a single exon. The record is from RefSeq and is a predicted model, not a curated record. Gene Ontology annotation, molecular function: nucleotide binding. Lineage: Eukaryota; Fungi; Ascomycota; Eurotiomycetes; Chaetothyriales; Herpotrichiellaceae. Bases 127 to 1689 code for a protein of 520 amino acids.
GUGCAACUCCGUCGUCCAGUCUUUACCAGACCGCUGUAUCUCUCUACCCUUUGUCAGUCAUUGUUCUCUCUUUUUUUCAAGUCCCUACGAAGUACGGUCCUUCUCUCUCCAACCAAAAAAGAAAUCAUGGGUUCAAUUGCACCACCUCCCAACCCGCCUCAAUUCCUCGUUAUCGGAGCGGGAUCUCGAGGCCAUUCCUACGCCCGCGCCGUCGAAGCCUCCACCUCAGGAUGCAUUGCAGCCGUGGCCGAAAUAGACACUUUCAAGAGACAAGAGUUUGGCCAACGAUAUAUAUGGGGACAAGGCAACAAUCCUGCCGCCCACCAAUCAUUUGAAGGUUGGGAAGCGUGGGUAGAAUGGGAAACACGGCGGAGGCAGGUCGCGGAACAAGCUGGAGGUGCUGAACCAAACUACUUGCCCAUCACCGGCGUGUUUAUAUGCACAUUGGACGAAACUCACGCUCCCAUCAUCCAAGCCAUUGCCAAGUUCAACCUCCACAUUCUGUGUGAGAAACCUCUGGCACUGUCGUUGUCGGAUUGCCGCUCCAUCUCUUGGGCACUGUCGCACUACCCUCCCAAGGUGGUGUCGAUCGGACACGUCCUGCGGUACUCUCCACACAACAUCAUGCUCCGCAAGCUGUUGACCUCGGAUCAAGUCAUUGGCGAGAUGGUGUCGAUUGAGCAUACAGAGCCUAUAGGUUGGUGGCAUUUCUCGCACUCGUACGUCCGUGGGAACUGGCGGAGAGCGACACCAGAAGGCGUCGGGUCACUCCUGACCAAAUCGUGCCACGACGUUGACUUCUUGAUGUGGCUCAUGUCUUCUCCGAGUCCGUUGACCGGCACUGAGCCUCAUCUUCCCUCGACAAUCACAAGCACUGGAAGCCUCACGCACUUCCGCAAGGCACGAAAGCCAAAGGCCGCUGGCGCAUCGACCAACUGCCUCUCGUGUCCCGCGGAACCAGAUUGCAUCUACUCGGCAAAGAAGAUCUAUCGUGACAGAUGGCUCCGUAAGGAAAAGGAUUAUGGCUGGCCUCUGAAGAUCGUCGUUCCAGAGAUCGAGGACAUUGUCAAGACCGAAGGAUGGGAUGCGGGUGAAAAGAGACUCAUGCAGCGGCUGGAGGAUGAUUACGACAAGGAAACUAUGUCUGAUGAUGUGAUAGCUGGCAGAGGUUGGUACGGUCGUUGCGUCUACGAGGCAGAUAACAAUGUCGCGGACGAUCAGACUGUCACCAUCGAGUGGGAGGAGGAUCCUCUUCCAGGUCACGAACUCGGUCGAGGCCCGAAGCGAGCUUUGUUCCACAUGACAUAUCCAACACUGGCACAGUGCGAUAGACGUGGUUGGGUGUAUGGUACUCUGGGAGAAGUGCACUAUGAUUCACACAAGAUCACCGUCCAUACAUUCGCUGACGGCCAGACGGUGGUCCAUGAAAUCCCCAAACAAGCACCCGAAGUCGAAAAGAGUCACGGUGGUGGUGACUGGGGUCUCGCGGGGGCAUUUGUUCAAGCCGUCCAACAUGUUGAAGAAGGUUCCAUGAGUGUCGCUCAGGCUCAACGAGAGCUUGUCGGAUGUGACCUCGAAGAAAUCAUUAGGAGUCACGACGUCGUCUUUGCCGCAGAAGAAGCAAGGCGAGAGAAGAAGGUUCUUCAUUGGGCUGAUUGGUCUGACAAGCACAGAGCCAUCACGGCAUGAUUCGAAUCGACAGUACCGAUAUUACGAAUGUGGACCUCAACUUUAUGAUUGAUGAAUGAAUGCAUGUUGAAAUGAUUGACGAGAAAAUGACCCUAGCAAUAUACAAACACCAGCUAUUUGCACCAUGAGUUCUUUUUUCUUCUUUAGUUGGUUACCGAGGUGGCGUUUGUCUGACCCAAGACCGGAAGAAUGUGUUGUAUCUACGAUGGUUGCUCGAGAAGAAUCUCACAUUCCAAUGCCCUCCCUGGAAUUUCCUUUUCGGGCCGAGUCGAGACGUUACAGUUCGAGCAUGAUUUAUGAUAAAAU